Molecule: messenger RNA, 8644 nt
Organism: Toxotes jaculatrix (banded archerfish)
Lineage: Eukaryota; Metazoa; Chordata; Actinopteri; Toxotidae
Exons: 21
Coding region: 264-6611 (2115 amino acids)
Source: RefSeq, a predicted model, not a curated record
AGCAGCAGCAGCAGAGCGAACAGUUCGUUCACAGUUCGAUGGAAAUUCUUCACUUUCUGCUCAAAAUGUCUAAAUGUAUUUCAGUUCACCGACUUUCUGUGGAGUCAGAAUAUUAGCAACCGACGAGUUAACCGACGAGCUUCUCUGUGAACUCGGGUUGUUGUGGUUGAUUAGCAGCUAACUCGGUAGCUAUUUUAGCCGCGUAGCUCCCGGUAGCUCCGCCGUUCGUCGGUGUCUCGGAGCCGCUUCAGCCCGGUGAGGAUAUGGGACGAGGGAAGGGACCGACGAGGGGCCGUCACCCCAUGGGACCGCCGGGCGAAGACGGACCUCCGUUCGACAUGGGUCCGCCAGGCUGGGGCCCUCAUCCGCAUGGAGGCUGGGGACCACCGCCCCCUGAUGGAUGGGCUCCGCCGCCAGGAGGAUGGGGUCCUCCGCCCCAUGAAGAAUGGGACCCGAGAGGGCCUCCACCUCCCGACUGGGGACCAAGAGGACUGCCGCCCCCGGGGUGGGGUCCUCCGCAUCCCGAUGACUGGUUGCCUCCCCCAGAAGACUGGGGUCCACACCCCGACGACUGGAGACUUCAUCCCGACGACUGGCGACCGCCUCGCGAGCACUGGAGACCUCCUCCAGAGGACUGGGGACCCGACAAGCCUCUCCCACCUCCUGGCUGGGGACAUCCGGGCUGGAGUCCCGAAGGUCCCCCUGAGCCGUGGGGACCCGAGCCUGGGCCGCCUGGACCUGGUCCACCCGGACCUGUGCCACCUGUACUGCCUCUGGGCAUGCCCCCUCCUGUUGGGAUUCCUCCUCCGGACCCUGCAGCCUAUGGGCCGGUAUCCAUGCCUCCUGUCCCCCCUCCAAGCUGUGCCCCUCCGUUCGGGUUCCCGGCUUACCCCCCUCCUGGCUGGACAGUAGAGCCUGUUGUGGAGGAGCCGAUGCCCAACCCGCCGCCGGACCAGCCCGAGUGGAUCAAAGCUCUGAUUUCAGCUCCGGCCACUGAGUCGACUCCAGCUGACUCUAAGAAAUCCACAGAGGAGCCUGCUGUCACCAAACCACCUGCUGCUGACCCCACCUCCGCCCCGAAACCCAAACCCAAACUUGAGGCUGGCAAGACUGCCAAAGCCCUCGGCCUGCUGGGAAAACGCACGUUUGAUAAGCCUCCUCCAGGCAGGUCCACCGGGAUCAUCUCCUUCAUCGGGCCGACGUUCGGCUACAUUGAGAGAGAAGACCUGGAGAAGUUCACCUUCAGCUUCGACGCCUUCUUCGGAAACCCCAAAGCCAUGACACCCGGGGUCAGAGUUCACUUCACCGCCUGCAAGGAGAAGCAGAACAAUCUGAUAGCAACGGAUGUGAAAGUGGCUCCAGGUGGAACGGAGAACGUGGACACAGAGAUCUAUGAGGCGGUGGUCAGUCAGCCCAUUACGGAGCCUCAGCCCGGCGAACGUCAGUAUCCCGGGCAGGUUCACGUGACCGUCGGGCCUCUGAGGACCAACCUGACGUUUGACAGGAAGGACAGCACGGUGACGCUGCUGAAGAACGACCAGGUUCUGAUCAACCUCCUGACCGACAUCGUCACAGAGAAGAGAAGAGCAACCAACAUCAAACCCAAAAUCCCGGCAACCUUCAGCCACACCAAGGAGACCAGGGAGAAGGGCGUCAUCAUCAGCCUGAAAGACGGCGAAGGCAUCAUCAGAUCAGACAAACACUUUGAGCUUCCCUUCGACAUCAAAGAAAACUUCAGCGAUGUGGAGUUCACUGCCGAGGACAUCAACGAGGAGGUGGAGUUCACCGUCAUCACGUUGAAAACAGGGAAGCAGGCGAUCAGGAUCCGGCGGGUGAAGGAGCCGCUCCUCCUGACACUUUGCACUGCCGCCGCCACCGGCGAGGAGUCCGAGGCCGAAAACACCAACAGCGACAGUGACGGAGACUCUUCCAAGUCUCUCAGAGGGAAGGCCAACGCCAAGGUGGGGCCCAACAUGAAGCUGGACACGGAGCUGUACGAGGGCAUCGUCAGCCAGCCGAUCAUCGAACCCACGCCCUCCAUGCCGGGAUACCCGGGGCAGAUCCACGCCAACAUCGGUCCCGUCAGGACCAACGUGACCUUUGACCACCGGGACUGCGGCGUGACGCUGCUCAAGAACGACCACGUGCUGAUCAACCUGCUGGUCGACAUGGUAACCAGGAAGAGGAGGGCUGCAAACAUCAAACCCAAAAUCCCCUUCACCUUCAGCUACACCAAAGAGAAGAGAGAGCUGGGCGUCAUCACCUACUUGGGUGCAGAGGAAGGCAUCAUCAACUCGGAGGAGCACGGCGAGCUUCCCUUUGACGUUUGUGAGAACUUCAGUGACACCGAGUUCAACGCCGGCGAUAUCCACAAGGAGGUGGAAUUCACCACUGCCCUGGUGAAAUCAAAGAAGAGAGCGAUCAGGCUGAGGAGGACAAAAAGGAUUGAGGACAAAAUCCUGGAGGAGCAGAAGAGACGGGAGGAGGAGGAGAAGAGGAAGAAACACGAGGAGGAGGAAAGGAGGAAACAAGGGGAGGAGGAGAGGAAGAGGAGGGAGGAGGAGGAGGAGCGAGAGAAAGAGGCAGAGAAGAAGAAGAAGGAGGAGGUGGCCGCAGCGCUGGCAGCCGCCAAAGACAAGUGGACUCCGCUCGGCUUCAAAAUAAGAGACCCCAGCACGCUGGACGACAUCAGCAAGGAGCGAUUCGAAGGCACCGUCCUCAAAGCCAUUUCCAGAAAUCCACGGAAAGAGAUCAAGAAGGAGCCGCAGGAGAACGAGGAGGAGUGGGGGGGGGGAGGAGUCUCUGUGGACGGAAAGACGCGCCUCACACAGGUCAAAAUAAAAUUGGAGAAAAUGGAUGAAGACGAGAAGCAGAAGACAGAAGGACGAGAGGGAAAGAUGGAGGUGAAAAAGGAGAAGGAGGAUGAGGUGGAGGUGAAGAAGGACCAGCCGGCUGUAGCUGGAGGAGGAGCCAAACCAGACCCAGAAAUGGGUCGACUGGUGAUGACCGUAGACGGUCAUCAGAAACAGCUUCCCUUCGGUCCCAGCGACCUGCUGACGACCGCCACCAUGCUGGACGGAGACAAGGUGCGUUUCAACAUUGCCACCCAUCGGGAGACCAAAGAGGAGCGGGCCACCUACGUGGAAAUUGUGCCCGACUCCUUCGAGGAGUCUACUGAACAACGCCGACAUGGCAUCGUAAUCGAGUUCUCGGACGACUCAGGACUCAUCAAGUGCUCUCAAAACCCCCAGCUCUUCUUCCACAUGUCAGAGGUGAUCGAGAAGAAGAAACUGGAGCUGAACGAGAAGGUGGAGUUCAGCAUCGUCCCACAUGAAACGGCAGAGGGAGGGACCCAGGCCAUCAGGAUAAAACGUUACACUGAGAACAUUUUCCUCCCCGUCCGGAAACUCGGCGGUGUCGGGGCGAACAAAGGAAAGAUGACCAUCAAGCUGACUAAAGCUUCAGAGGACACUGAGAAGGGGAAACCAGAGACUGACAAGCUGAAGGUGGUGGUGAAAAAUCUUAGAGCACAGGACAGCAAGACCAGUGCUGGCAAGAGGGAUCACAGUUCCAGUUCCACUUGGCGUAAACAUGGCCGCAGCAGGAGCAGGAGCAGGAGUCAUAGUAGGAGCAGGGCUAGGAGUAGGAGUAGAAGUAGGAGCAGGAGUCCGCCCAGAGACCAGUUUGGGCGUAUCAUUAAAAGGAGACGCAGCACCAGCAUUGACCAGGACCAUAAAAGCAGCAGGUAUAGGCGAAGCCGAGAGAGGUCACGCAGGUGCGCCAGAAGUCGAACCAACAGCCGCAGCAGGAGUCAGUCCCGAAGCAAGAGCUCCAGCAGGAGCCGCAGCAGGAGCCGGGAAAGGAGCAAAGACAGGGCCGGCAAGAGGAGGAGCAGAAUCAGCAGAGACCGUGAAGACAGUCACAGGAGGAGGAGGGACCUGAGCCCUCCUCUCAGGCGUGGUGGCGUGAUGGAUGACGAGCUGGCGAGGAAGAAGCGGGAGCUGGAGGAGCUGAACGAGAUGAUUGCCUAUAAAAAGUCACUGGUGGACAUGGACCCUAGAGGACUUGAUCCUGGACAGAGGACCUGCAUAGACUACGACCAUGGCAGGAUCACUGUGCCACUCACUGAGUACAAACCAGUCCGGUCCAUCCUGAAGAAACGACCCGACGGACCUGAGUACCACCAUCAUCCACCUCAACCCUAUGAUGAUCCUUAUUAUGACCGGCCAUACGGUCCUUACCAAGAUCGGCGGUACGGUGACCGCUACAGUGAUCUGUACACCAGCCGUCCCUACGCUGAUCACCCUUAUGGUGACCGUCCUUACACCGACCACCCUUAUGAAAGUCGUCUGUACAGUGAACCUCCCUAUGGUGGUUCUCCAUCUGCCAGCCACCGUUACACUGAUCGCUAUGAUGUUUAUGAUGAACCCUAUGACGAUCGCUACUAUGACCCAGCAUACUCGGACCAACCUUACAGCGAUUUGUAUCGCCCUGUAAAACAGAGCCAUUCUCCCGAACCCCAUGGUCCUUCACCUUCUCCACAGUCAACUACCUCCACCCAACCUUCGUCGACACAUACUGCUGCCACUUCAUCUUCCCAAACCCCUUUCAGACCUCCUUCUCCCACAGAACCGCCUCCUAGAAGCCCUUCUCCCAAACUGAAGAACACAACACCACAUCAGUCACCUCCACCUGAGAAACCACCCCUCGACCGUUUCCUUGAUAUGCUUAAUAAAAAGGUUGAUGCUGAAAAGAAAUCAGAAUCGGUUCAUGUUAAUGAUGACCUUCUGCCUCAUGAGCGGGCACUUCAGGAUGGCGGGGGUUUCUCUCGGAUUGUUGGAUUAGCUCAAGAGCAGCCUAGCAGCAGUCAAGCUCUAGAAGCAGAAAGGAAACAACUAAGCCCUAAACGGUCUUCAGUAGAGAGAACAAGCGAUGAACCAAAGAGCAAGACGGAACCCUACGACAAGAUCCAGAGUCUACUCCGUACGAUUGGCCUGAAGCUGAGUACAGGAGAUAUGUCCAAACUGGCAAGCCGAGCCCAAGAGAAAAUCUACAGCCCUAAGUCUUCCUCUACAGAAAGAGAGACUCUCUCAUCCCCAAGAGAAGAACUGCGAACCAGUAGAACAGGUUCUGUUGAAUCUGAUCACAUCCAUUCUCCCUCUCCUGUCAGGUCCUCCAGUUUGGAGCCGCUCAGCAGACAUAAAGCUGUCUCAGAGUAUGAAGGAUUCCUGGAUCAGCAGGAAUUAGAGGUGCUGAAGAAGGCGCAACAACUGCAUAAUCUUACCAAAACAAUGGGGAGUACCCUUCAUAACAGUCCUCCGAUACCACCUGUUGGGUCCCCAUCGGCUCAGUACCAACAUCCACUUCCCCCUGUCAACUGGCCACUUGGAGUCAACGCUCAGAUGUCCACAGACCACAGCUCCACAAGCACCAACAUGGGCACUCUAGCAACUGGUCAGCCACCUCAGAGAUUUGGAUUUCCUCCGGGACCUCCACCUGGACCACCUCCACGGCAUCCUGGACAGCCUCCUUUCGCUCCACCCUCCAAUCAUUCAGUCCUUCCAUUUAUUGGCCAGCCUCAUACAUCUCCGUCCCCUGACUCCCGCAGUCCUCCCCAGCCAUUGACCACUGCCACAGGAGCACAGACACCAUCACCAUCAUCAACACCAGCAACAUCUGGUCCUGCAAACAACAGCCAAUCAGCCAUCUCUACAACUGUGGCCAGAUGCCUGAAGGUCAUAGAGACGGUUAAAUCUCUGGCUGUGCAGCCACCAGCCAAAACAGUCAAAUCAGUCCAGUUCAGUUUACCCACAGAGUCUCCAUCAGCCUCCUGUCCACAGGCCUCAGAGACAGACGAUGACAUCAAGACAAAGCAGAAAGAGAAGCUGGAUUUGUAUAACCAGAGGAUUUUGGAAAAGAGGGAGCAGCAGUUCCAGGAGAUGCUAGUCCGCAAGAAACAAGGCGAGAGGAACAAGGAAGGCACAGUGAUCUCCCCAGGCAGACCGAUGAGCGAGCCCAGGAAUGUUUGGAUUUGUGGUCAUUCGCUGGUUUACUGGGCUGAGUCACGAGCUAAGUCUCCGGAGGUAGGUAUGCAGCUGGGCAUGGAACCCAGCAAGGUGGCCAUUUGGUGGAAGGGCAUCCAGGGCAUGACGUGGUCCCAGCUCUUGCCCCAGCUCCACCAGCUCAAGGUCACCUGGCCAAACCCUGAUGUCCUCAUCAUGCACCUGGGCGGUAAUGACUUGAGCACUGACAGCCCCACUGACCUACUAGCCUCUGUCAAGAAGGACCUGACCUCCAUGAGGAGCAUCUUCCCGCAGUGUGUCCUCGUGUGGUCCAACAUCCUUCCUCGAAGGGUAUGGCGUCACUCGGCUGACAGCCAUGAAGUCGAUCUGGUGCGAACCACAGUGAAUCGCAGGAUCCAGAACAUAAUCUCAGAGCUUGGUGGCACUUCGCUGACCCAUGAUAACAUUCGGUGCGGCACAAACACGGGCCUGUACCGGGCCGACGGCGUCCACCUCUCCCCCAAAGGCAUCGACGUUUUCAAUCUGAACCUUCAAGAUUUCCUAGAGAAGUGGGAGAUGGAGGUGAACAGGGCAUCUGAGAGAAGUUAAGAGGUGUAUCAAUCCUUUCCUGUCUUUCUUAUGUUGUCUUUUAUUUCUAAUGAUAGCUAGGCAGGCACAUUGAUUCAAACAGCUGCAGAGACUUAAUUCAUGCUCGUAAAACUCCAUCUUUAGAGCACCCAGUCAUGUUUGUAGCUUUAGCUUAUCCUGUCGGAAUUUCAGGCUCAACUGUUCAAUUGUUUGUCUGAUCUGAAACAAUAAACUUGAUAUUAACUGAUCAGCUGUUUUCCCUCAGUCUUUCAUCCUCUUAUAAACAAGAUGCCACAGCUUGCAGUAAUGAAUAUUAUUUUUAAGGAUUAACUGCUAAAGUGUACAUUUUAAUGUUGAUUAGAUCAGUGGGUUUUAUAAUGUUGCACAGAGUUGUGACUAUCAUCAAUAAAUGGGAUUGAAAUAAAAAUGGGUUGUGAGUAAUGACAUAGACACUUAGCUAACGUGCUUCAUCCUGAACAUGUUAGAACAGGAGAACAGAUGCAUUAAAGUUCACAAACGACAGUGUGUGUUUUGACAGUUGUUAAUGUUUCAAGCUUUUGUCAAUAGAAAAAUAUUAAUAUUUCUCUAAAUACUGUGUCAGGUCACGUUAGCACACGUGUCACUUUGUGAGCUGAAGCCGGAGAAAACCACUGUAACCUGCUGUAACUGCUCAGCUCUGUGUGACCACUUUAUUCUCCACUGAAGUCUCCCAACUGUGUUGUACCUGUUGGAGCCGACCAGGUGAGUUUAUGUUUUCUCUGCAGGUUCCAGUAAAGAUGGAGCUCAGGAGGACUCGAGGACCUGGCAGCUAAAGUGAACGCUGCAGAAGCUUCAGAUGUCUCUGCUCGUCCAGCGCCGCAGCAGAACCUGACCCAUCCACAGAGAGUAGACGAUGUUCAAAAUGUGUUUGUCUUUCUGUUCUGACUUUAAUCCAAAAGCCACCAUGAAAACAGAUUCACCAGAAAACCACUUUAUUCAUGAAAGAAAUUUAAAACAUCCUCAUCGUCACUUAAUCUCCAAGAGAGCUCUUUUAGCGGUGUGGGAGUUCAGUCCUAAAGGAUGAACCAAAGGACCGUUCAACCCAGCAGUUACUCAUUUAACUUUCUGGGAGUUUUGUCCCACCCCCACCUCUGUGUAACAUCUACAGUAUUUCUAUGCUGCACCUCAAGUUUCUGCUGAUGAAAUGGAAAUACAUGUCUGCAACAUAUAAGCACAGAACUGAAAUAAUUUAGGUCUUAAAGCUAGAGUUUGCCAUGUGGACCGUCCUUCAGACAGGAUCAUUAAGUGGGACCUGGUGUUUCAGAAUUUUCUACUUCCAAAUGUAUUUUCAGUUAUAUCAGCACAAAGCUGUUGAAUUCUGGAGCUUUUCUUUUUCUUUUCUAAUCUCUUAAGCAUGUUAAAUGUGAUUUAUCUCACAGCCUGUGGGGCCUGUCCUGAUGCACAGUAUCAUGGUAAAGCUCCAGCUAAUGACCAUUUAUUCUAUAGUAUUAUUUUUUCCUUAGAAUUUGAAAAUAAUACAACAGUGGAAAACGUUCUCAUUUUUGAGGUUUAAACUGAUGCACUGAGAUCUUUGGUGUGUGAGUUUCCAUCUUUUCUGAUCCUCACACACUUCACAGUGCUGAGAAACUAGAAUCAGGAGACGACUCAAACAAAACAUUAUUAAAAGAGUUGCUCCAUUUUCUGUCCAUCAACUGUUUCAUUUAUCUUUUCAGCAUUAUUCCAAAGGGCAACACACUCCAGAGGUGGAUGACACACUUGGAAUCACCUGAGCUUUUCUCACAGUGGCAGCAUGUUGAUGUGCACAUGCUGAGUUUGUGUGGACAGUUUGGUCUUUUUGCUCGAUGGUGAAGAUGGAAACAUCUGGACAGAACAGAAACAUCACCCAGUCAGCUGAGUUGAUUCUUUAAGAGUUUUUUUUUUUUUUGCUGUUGUCUGAUUUUCUUUAAAUGUGAAGGUGUGUAACAUCAUAUGGUGUUUCUGUUUUUCUGGUCACUUCGAAAAUGUUGAUACUUUAUUUGAGUUUUGCAAAAUUUUUAAAUAAAUUUCUGAUAAUC